AUGUGCCCCGCUGCCUUGGGACCCAGCCCUGCUGCCGGACCCCGGGGGAGACGGGGGGGGCGCGACCCAGGUUCCCCGGGGGCCCUGGGGUGUUGGGGCCUGCGGCUUUCCGGCCCCCUCCCCUUCCGGCCGCGUGCUGCCGUGGGGGCCGCGCUUGGGACCCAGAGGGAUAGUUGUCGGGGGCCACCCCCGCACCGAGCCCCAUCAGAGGCCCACUCAGGGUCCCAGUCUCUUCUUUUCCAGAAUGAUAGGGCUGGGCCCCCCGGGUGGGCUGAGGUCCCCGCUGACUCCUUGGGGGGCACGGCCCUGGGGUUGGGGUGGGGUUGGGAUGGGCCGGGCCGCUGCAAGCCCCUCUUGGUGCCCACAGAUGAGCGGGAGGCGGUGCAGAAGAAAACGUUCACCAAGUGGGUCAACUCCCACCUGGCCAGGGUGCCGUGCCGCGUGGGCGACCUGUACAACGAUCUGCGCGACGGGCGCAACCUCCUGAGGCUGCUCGAGGUGCUCUCGGGAGAGAUGCUGCCGAAGCCCACCAAAGGGCGCAUGCGCAUCCACUGCCUGGAGAACGUGGACAAAGCCCUGCAGUUCCUCAAGGAGCAGAAGGUGCAUCUGGAGAACAUGGGCUCCCACGACAUUGUGGACGGCAACCACCGCCUGACGCUGGGCCUGGUCUGGACCAUCAUCCUCCGCUUCCAGAUUCAGGACAUCAGUGUGGAGACCGAGGACAACAAGGAGAAGAAGUCGGCCAAGGACGCGCUUCUGCUCUGGUGCCAGAUGAAGACGGCGGGGUAUCCCAAUGUCAACGUGCACAACUUCACCACCAGCUGGAGAGAUGGCCUGGCCUUCAACGCCAUCGUGCACAAACACCGGCCAGACCUGUUGGAGUUUGACUCGCUGAGAAAGUGCAACGCUCACUACAACCUCCAGAACGUCUUCAACCUGGCCGAGAAGGAGCUGGGGCUCACCAAGCUGCUGGACCCCGAAGAUGUGAACGUGGACCAACCUGAUGAAAAAUCCAUCAUCACCUACGUGGCCACUUACUACCACUACUUCUCCAAGAUGAAGGCCCUCGCCGUGGAAGGCAAGCGGAUUGGCAAGGUGCUGGACUAUGCCCUGGAAGCCGAGCGCCUGGUGGAGAAGUACGAGUCCCUGGCCUCGGAGCUGCUGCAGUGGAUCGAGCAGACCAUCGUGACCCUCAACGACCGGCAGCUCGCCAACUCCCUGAGCGGUGUGCAGAACCAGCUGCAGUCCUUCAACUCUUACCGCACCGUGGAGAAGCCGCCCAAAUUCACCGAGAAAGGGAACUUGGAAGUUCUGCUCUUCACCAUCCAAAGCAAACUUCGUGCCAACAACCAGAAGGUGUACGCCCCGCGGGAGGGCCGGCUGGUCUCGGACAUCAACAAGGCUUGGGAGCGGCUGGAGAAGGCGGAGCACGAGCGGGAGCUGGCGCUGCGCACCGAGCUGAUCCGCCAGGAGAAGCUGGAGCAGCUGGCCGCGCGCUUUGACCGCAAGGCCGCCAUGCGGGAGACCUGGCUGAGCGAGAAUCAGCGCCUGGUGGCCCAGGACAACUUUGGCCUGGAGUUGGCGGCCGUGGAGGCCGCGGUGCGGAAGCACGAGGCCAUCGAGACCGACAUCGUGGCCUACAGCGGGCGCGUGCAGGCCGUGGACGCUGUGGCUGCCGAGCUGGCCGCUGAGCGCUACCAUGACAUCAAAAGGGUGGCGGCCCGCCAGCAUAACGUGGCCCGGCUGUGGGACUUCCUGCGGCAGAUGGUGGCGGCUCGGCGUGAGCGGCUGCUCCUCAACCUCGAAUUGCAGAAGGUCUUCCAAGACCUCUUCUACCUCAUGGACUGGAUGGAGGAGAUGAGGGGCCGGCUGCAGUCUCAGGACCUGGGCAAGCACUUGGCCGGGGUGGAAGACCUGCUGCAGCUGCACGAGCUGGUGGAAGCCGACAUUGCCGUGCAGGCCGAGCGGGUCCGGGCCAUCAGUGCCUCGGCGCUCCGCUUCAGCGACCCCACGGCAGGCUACAAGCCCUGCGAGCCCCAGCUGGUGUCCCAGCGUGUGGAGGCCCUGCAGCAGAGCUACGAGGGCCUGUGUGAGCUGGCCGCCACGCGCCGCGCACAGCUGGAGGAGUCGCGCCGCCUCUGGCGCUUCCUCUGGGAGGCGGGAGAGGCGGAGGCCUGGAUCCGGGAGCAGCGGCAUCUCCUGGCCUCAGCCGAGCCCGGCCGGGACCUCACGGGCGUCCUGCGCCUACUCAGCAAGCACGCGGCCCUGCGGGACGAGAUGAGUGGCCGCCUGGGGCCCUUGCGGCUCACGCUGGAGCAGGGGCGGCAGCUGGUGGCCGAGGGCCACCCAGGAGCCAAGCAGGCGGCGGCACGUGGGGCUGAGCUGCAGGCCCAGUGGGAGCGCCUCGAGGCCCUGGCGGAUGAGCGGGCCCGGGACCUGGCUCAGGCCUCCAGCCUGCACCAGUUCCUGGCUGAGGCUCAUGACAUGGAGACGUGGCUGGUGGACGCCCUGCGCCUGGUGUCCAGCCCGGAGCUGGGCCACGAUGAGUUCUCCACCCAGGCCCUGGCCAAGCAGCACCGCGCCCUGGAGGAGGAGAUGCGCAGCCACAGGUCCGCCCUGGACGCGCUGAGGGAGCAGGCCGCGGCCCUGCCGGCCGCUGUGGCCCAGGCCCCCGAGGUGCAGGGCUGGCUGCCCGCGCUGGAGCGCCGCUACCAAGAGCUGCAGGCGCGAGCCGGUGAGCGGGCCCGGGCCCUGGAAGCCGCCCUCGCCCACUACACCAUGCUCAGCGAGGCCAGCGCCUGUGGGCUCUGGGUGGAUGAGAAGGAGCAGUGGCUCAACGGGCUGGCCUUGCCCAAGCGCCUGGAGGACUUGGAGGUGGUCCAGCAGAGGUUUGAGACUCUGGAGCCUGAAAUGAACGCCCUGGCUGCCCGGGUGGCCGCGGUCAACACCAUCGCCCAGCAGCUGCUGGAGGCCGAGCCGCCCGGCAGGGACAGCAUCCUCGCCACCCAGAAGCAGCUCAACCAGAGGUGGCAGCAAUUCCGGACUCUCGCCGAUGGCAAGAAGGCGGCCCUGACCUCCGCCCUGAGCAUCCAGAACUACCACCUCGAGUGCACGGAGACCCAGGCCUGGAUGAGGGAGAAGAUCAAAGUGAUCGAGUCCACGCAGGGCCUGGGCAACGACCUGGCCGGAGUCCUGGCCCUUCAGCGCAAGCUGGCUGGCACCGAGCGGGACCUGGAGGCCAUCGGGACCCGAGUGGGGACGCUGGCGCAGGAGGCACAUGCCCUGGCCGCCAGCCACCCUGCACAGGCCCCUGCCAUCGAGGCCCGGUUGCAUGAGGUCCAGGAGGGCUGGGAGGGCCUGCGCGCCACCAUGCGGCGCCGGGAGGAGUCACUGGGCGAGGCGCGGCGGCUGCAGGACUUCCUCCGGAGCUUGGAUGACUUCCAGGCGUGGCUGGGCCGGACCCAAACCGCUGUGGCCUCUGAAGAGGGGCCGGCCACGCUCCCCGAGGCGGAAGCCCUACUGGCCCAGCACGCGGCCCUGCGCGACGAGGUGGGGCGGGCCAAGGGCGAGUACGGCCGCCUCCGCGCCGUGGGGGAGGAGGUGACGCGCGACCAGGCCGACCCCCAGUGUCUCUUCCUGCGGCAGCGACUCGAGGCCUUGGGCACCGGCUGGGAAGAACUGGGCCGCAUGUGGGAGAGCCGCCAGGCCCGGCUGGCCCAAGCCCACGGCCUGCAAGGCUUCCUGCGGGACGCUCGGCAGGCCGAGGGGGUGCUCAGCAGCCAGGAGUACGAGCUGUCUCACACUGAGAUGCCAGGGACCCUGCAGGCGGCCGACGCUGCCAUCAAAAAGCUGGAAGAUUUCAUGAGCACCAUGGACGCCAAUGGGGAGCGGAUCCGGGGGCUCCUGGAAGCGGGGCGCCAGCUGGUGGCAGGGGGCAACAUCCACGCAGAGAAGAUCAAGGAGAAGGCAGAUUCGAUCGAGAAGAGGCACAGCAAGAAUCAGGAGGCCGCCCAGCAGCUUCUGCGCCGUCUCCGGGACAACCGCGAGCGUCAGCACUUCCUACAGGAGUGCCACGAGUUGACGCUGUGGAUCGACGAGAAGAUGCUGACGGCCCAGGACGUGUCCUACGACGAGGCUCGCAACCUGCACACCAAGUGGCAGAAGCACCAGGCCUUCAUGGCCGAGCUGGCCGCCAACAAGGACUGGCUGGACAAGAUCGACCGGGAAGGGAAGGUGCUGACGUCGGAGAAGCCCGAGCUGAAGCCCCUGGUGGGGGAGAAGCUGCAGGCCCUGCACACGCGCUGGCAGGAGCUGGAGGAGACCACGCAGGCCAAGGCCCGCAGCCUGUUUGAUGCCAACCGCGCGGAGCUGUUUGCCCAGAGCUGCUCGGCCCUGGAGAGCUGGCUGGGCACGCUGCAGGCCCAGCUGCACUCGGACGACUACGGAAAGGACCUCACCAGUGUCAACAUCCUCCUCAAGAAGCAGCAGAUGCUGGAACGGGAGAUGGCCGUGCGGGAGAAGGAGGUGGAGGCCAUCCAGGCUCAGGCCAAGGCGCUGGCCCAGGAGGAGCACGGGGCGGGAGAGGUGGAGCGCACCUCCAGAGCCGUGGAGGAGAAAUUCCGGGCCCUGUACAAGCCCCUCAAGGAGCGCUGCAACCGCCUGCUGGCCUCUCGCGAGCAGCACCAGUUCCACCGGGACGUGGAAGAUGAGAUCCUGUGGGUGACCGAGCGGCUGCCAAUGGCCAGCUCCACGGAGCACGGCAAGGACCUGCCCAGUGUCCAGCUCCUCAUGAAGAAAAACCAGACUCUGCAGAAGGAGGUUCAGGGCCACGAGCCCCGCAUCGCGGACCUGAGGGAGCGGCAGCAGGCGUUGGGGGCGGCCGCGGGCCCGGAGCUGGCGGCCAGGGUGGCCGAGCUCCAGGAGCUGUGGAGGCGCCUGGGCCAGGAGCUGGAGCAGCGCGGGGCCCGCCUCCGGGACGCACUGAGGGCCCAGCAGUUCUACCGCGACGCCGCCGAGGCCGAGGCCUGGAUGGGGGAGCAGGAGCUGCACAUGAUGGGUCAAGAGAAGGCCAAGGAUGAGUUGAGUGCUCAGGCAGAGGUCAAGAAGCACCAGGUCCUGGAGCAGGCGCUGGCUGACUACGCACACACCGUGCACCAGCUGGCGGCCAGCAGCCAGGAUAUGAUCGCGGCCCAGCACCCCGAGAGUGACCGGCUGACCAUCCGCCAAGCCCAGGUGGAGAAGCUGUACGCCAGCCUGAAGGAGCUGGCUGUGGAACGGCGGGCACGGCUGCUGGAGCACCAGCGCCUGUGCCAGCUGCGGCGGGACCUGGACGACCUGGAGCAGUGGAUCCAGGAGCGGGAGGUGGUGGCCGCCUCGCACGAGCUGGGCCAGGACUACGAGCAUGUCAGCAUGCUGCGGGACAAGUUCCGGGAGUUCUCCCGAGACACCAGCACCAUUGGCCAGGAGCGGGUAGAUGGCGCCAACGCCCUGGCCGACGGGCUGAUCGCGGGGGGCCACGCUGCCCGAGCCACGGUGGCCGAGUGGAAGGACGGGCUCAACGAGGCCUGGGCCGACCUCCUGGAGUUACUGGACACGCGGGGUCAGGUCCUGGCCGCCGCCCACGAGUUGCAGCGCUUCCUGCACAUGGCGCGCCAGGCCUUGGCGCGCGUCCAGCACAAGCAGCAGCAGCUGCCCGACGGGGCCGGCCGGGACCUGAACUCGGCGGAGGCCUUGCAGCGACGGCACUGUGCCUAUGAGCACGACAUCCAGGCACUGAGUGCCCAGGUACAGCAGGUGCAGGACGAUGGGGCCCCCGGGAACCAGGGGGAACUUGCCGGGAGGGAAGGGCCUUUGGGGACGGGAGCGUGGACUGAUGGAGCCGCUGAUGCUGACGGGCUCGCCCCACUGCCCUCCCCCUCCUCGCGCUCUCGGGAGCAGGGGCUCCCCCGGAGGGCAGUGGCCAGAGCCGCUGGAACCCAGCCCGGUGCCCCGACCUCACCAGUCCCCCAGGCCCCAUGUGGCCCUGUGGGCACCUCCCCCACCAUGUGCCCUUUGUCCCUGGCAGAGCAGCAGAAAGGGCUGGCUGGCCGUCUGAGCCCGGGCCCCAGAGCCCAACGCCCCCCAUGGCUGGCUGCCGGGAGCUGCAGGUCGGUGGGCACCAAUGCGGAUGUGCCCCUCCCUGCUGAUCCCAUGAGGGAGCCGGGCACCCGGGCGGAAGACGGGCAGGACACUCACGCCUUAGGUUAG
This is a messenger RNA of Sarcophilus harrisii (Tasmanian devil), 6246 nucleotides long. RefSeq names its product spectrin beta, non-erythrocytic 2 (gene SPTBN2). Gene Ontology annotation, biological process: actin cytoskeleton organization. The transcript is spliced from 29 exons. Gene Ontology annotation, cellular component: spectrin; cortical actin cytoskeleton; plasma membrane. The record is from RefSeq and is a predicted model, not a curated record. NCBI's taxonomy places the organism in Eukaryota, Metazoa, Chordata, Mammalia, Dasyuromorphia, Dasyuridae. Gene Ontology annotation, molecular function: actin filament binding; structural constituent of cytoskeleton. Bases 1 to 6246 code for a protein of 2081 amino acids.